CCCCGGCUCCCCGCCCCCGCGCCGCGCCGAUGGCGUAGGUGGAGGCGCACCGGCCCCAUUACGCAAUGCAGGUUACGCGGGCCGUGCCGCGGACCCGCCGCCCGCCCCGCGCCGCCCGCCGCCCCGAAGGGCACUCGCUGGUCCUCACCUGAGACGCUAGGCCGCACGCCGCCCCCGCCGCCAGCCGCCCGCUGCCGCCGCCCCCUCCCCGGCUGCCUGCCGCGGCGCCGGGGCCCGCCCGCCGCGCCCGCCGCUCAGCCGCGCUCCCAGGCCCCGCUCGCCCGCGGGCACCGCCGGCAGCCGACGCCGUGGCGCCGCCGCCGCCGCCACUGCUUCGGCUCCUCGGCUGCGGAGAGCAGAACAAACAGCCCUGCCGCCGCCGCCGCCGCCGCCGCCGCCGCCGCCGCCGCCGCCAGCGCACUGACGUCACCGCGCACGCUACGCGCGCGGCCCCGCGCCGCCGCCGCCGCCGCCGCCGCCGCCGCCGCCGCCGCCGCCGCCGCCGCCGCCGCCGCCGCCGCCGCCGCCGCCGCCGCCGCCGCCGCCGCCGCCGCCGCCGCCGCCGCUUGCUGUGCCGCGGCCGCCACCGCCGCCGCCGCCUCCUCCUCCUCCUCCACCGCCCGCCGUGCGCGCCCCGCCCCUGCGCCCGGGCGCGGGCGAGCUCGGGAGAACCCGUGGAGCUGAGGCCCUCUGGCUGAAUCCCAGGCUGGCUGGGAAGCAAGACACAGCCGUGUCAACUCCAAGGGAGAGGCCACCUUCACCUUCUGCUCGUUAGGAAAGAACAUCUGCGCCAUUAAAAAAACAAAACAAAACAAAAC
This is a messenger RNA of Oryctolagus cuniculus (rabbit), 818 nucleotides long. The record is from RefSeq and is a predicted model, not a curated record. Lineage: Eukaryota; Metazoa; Chordata; Mammalia; Lagomorpha; Leporidae.